GCCAAAAUAUAACAGUACUUCUCAAUAUAUCAUAACUGCUGAUGAUUUUUUUCUUCAUUAUUUAAAUUGGGGUACAGCUAGAGUUGAACUUCAUCAAGCUAUUGGUUUAGAAUAUAAUACAGUAGCCACAUGUGAGAUGACAUUUAACAAAUUAUUAGAACAGCCUCAUGAUAGGUGUCAUGAUACUUUAGAAUUAAUAGGUUGUAAAGAUGGUGAAACAAAUAUUUUGUAUGGUAUUCUUGAGUAUUGGGUAAGACUACAAAUUUCCAUGGAUGAAGCUAUAACUCUUUAUAAGGAACGUUGUAAAGCCUUAGGAUAUUUAGGAAAUAAUCAAAGUAUCGUGAAAACUGCCUUAAAAACACUCGAUUCUAAACAAAAGCAAUCAAAUGAAAACAAAGUGAAUGAAUUACAUAUAAAAAUAUUGUGCUGUAAUGAAUUACAAGGAAAAAAUACUGAUAAACAGCCAUCUCCAUACUGUGUAUAUAAAUUUUAUAACUUACCUGAUCAGGAUACAGCUAUUAUUCCUUCAUCAAAUAAUCCAGAGUUUCAUGAUCAUAAAUCUUUUCCUCUAGUAAUAUCUGAAGAUUUGGAUACCUAUCUUAGGAAUCAAAAUAUGGAAAUAUAUGUAUUUGAUGAUACAGAUUUAGAGCCAUCUUCAUAUCUAGGAAGAGCACAAAUUUCACUUUUUCCUCUUACUCAGAACAAACCAAUACAAGGGAUAUAUGAAUUAAAAAAUACAGAUGGAAAAAAUUGUGGCACAAUAGAUGUUGCAAUAUAUUGGCAUUCUGCAUAUGAUUUUCAAAAAAAUAUUGUAGAUUCAUUUAUGGUGAGUAAGAUUUCUGAAUAACUUUUAAAUGGAGAAAUUUUUUCUCUUUUUUGCUUUUAUUUUUAUUAUUAUGGUAUAGACCAGGAGUAUCAUGCAUCCAAAUCUAAUUUUUGUUGUUGGUCUAUAGCAUAUAAAUCAAAACUGUAUCUAUUAGUCACCAUAAUUUACUAAUAGAUAAACAAAGUUCAUAAUUUGAAUUAAAUAUUUUAAAUUUUAAAUUCU
Messenger RNA from Centruroides sculpturatus (bark scorpion), 1048 nucleotides. RefSeq names its product protein fantom-like. Gene Ontology annotation, biological process: non-motile cilium assembly. The transcript is spliced from 7 exons. Lineage: Eukaryota; Metazoa; Arthropoda; Arachnida; Scorpiones; Buthidae. Gene Ontology annotation, cellular component: ciliary transition zone. The record is from RefSeq and is a predicted model, not a curated record. The annotation marks the transcript as partial.